This is a messenger RNA of Coccidioides immitis RS, 450 nucleotides long. RefSeq lists its product as uncharacterized. Bases 1 to 450 code for a protein of 149 amino acids. The record is from RefSeq and is a predicted model, not a curated record. Lineage: Eukaryota; Fungi; Ascomycota; Eurotiomycetes; Onygenales; Onygenaceae. The transcript is spliced from 4 exons.
AUGAGAAGACAACGAAUUUUCCCCUUUGAAGGCAGUGAUGAUGACUACAUUACCUACCUUGAAACAAAGUUGCUAGAAGCCCAAUAUUCUAGCUCCCCCCCUGCAGCUCCUGUUCCCAAUUCCCCACCACCUUCUCCAAACUUGAGGAACGACAAUUCCGGCCCAGAGUUAUGUGUCUUUUAUUAUGAUCCUCUCAACAAUAAAGAUGUAGAAUGGCCAGUAUCCUCUUCUCUCCCUGUGAAUAUACCACUGUCACCUGAAGACACCAAGAAAUUAAUUAAGAGAGGUUGCAAGUAUGCCUCUGCAGCAUGCAAUCUUAAAACAGAUGGAGAAUUUGCAGUGAAUUCCUGCAUUGCACAACUGUUGCAUAAGAGCUGGGGGCAUGUGCUUAACCUGUUCAGAAGUAUGGACAUCUCUCCCAGUCUAAAUAAAGUCAUGAAGCUUUUAUAG